CUCCCUCAAAGGUUGUGUGUUUGCGUGCGCCAAGUCACGAAUUAUGGACGAAUGCGAUUGUAUACCUUACCAGUACGUCGAUCUUGAUGACACGUCAAUUAGAUUAUGCAACACUCCUAAGUCUGUACGGUUGCUUUUUUCGGUUAGGAACGACAUUACACCUGAUAGUUUGCAGCUGUCGUGUCGCGUGCAACGAAACAGAAUACGAGUUGACAAUUUCAUCAGCCACGUAUCCGGCAGAAAAUUACGAGGACUUCAUUCCUGACAUGGUCAGAGAGGGAAGUCUCGCAGUGCGCAGGACACUGGCGACGUGGCUGAACACCAGCGAAUCGGCAUUGAAAAGUGGCGCCGAAUGUCUUAUAGAAAAAUCGUACUGUACAAAUGAUUCCUAUGAUUUCACCGAGACUUCCGAUGACAACACAUUUUUUCAGGCAGUACAAGCGGGAAGAUCCACUUUCUCAGAUCAGUGUUUAUUAGAAAGAUAUGAAGUCUCAAGAAAACAAAAACUGCCAGAAGGCAACCGUGAGUCAGACAAAAGGAAGCGUAAGACACUGAACUUUGGUGAGCUUUCUAGCGGAGUCGGCGGCAUGUUUGGUCCUGCAUCGGCUUGCUCGUCUGCUCACCUCGUCGACAACCGUGUGCUGGAGUUACCGGUGUUAUUGCUGCGAUUGUCUGCCGUCUGGCAGGGGUGCAACAAGGUUGAUGAGACGCAAACCACGAUGUCCAGAUAG
Messenger RNA from Priapulus caudatus, 731 nucleotides. RefSeq lists its product as uncharacterized. Bases 87 to 731 code for a protein of 214 amino acids. The transcript is spliced from 7 exons. NCBI's taxonomy places the organism in Eukaryota, Metazoa, Priapulida, Priapulimorpha, Priapulimorphida, Priapulidae. The record is from RefSeq and is a predicted model, not a curated record.